UCCCCUUUUCUAACUGCUAACCUUCAUUUUCUGUACUAUAUAACUACUCAACCGCAUAGCAUGAAAGUAACCAAGUGAAAUUAAAAUGGCACAUAGUAACAUAUCAUCAUGGCUCCUUAUAGUUCAAUUAUUUUUCUUGUUACUAACCCAAACAUAUGCCAAAAUUCCGGCAAUUAUUGUCUUUGGUGAUUCAUCGGUCGAUCCAGGCAAUAACAACCAUAUUGAGACAAUUGCUCGGAGCAAUUUUAUGCCAUAUGGUCGUGAUUUUGCAGGUGGUAGGGCGACCGGUCGAUUUUCUAAUGGAAGAAUUACUACUGAUUUUAUUUCAGAGGCAGCUGGUUUAAAACAAACAGUUCCAGCAUACUUGGAUCCAGCUUAUAAUAUGUCUGAUUUUGCUGUUGGAGUUAGUUUUGCCUCUGCUGGUACUGGAUAUGAUAAUGCUACUGCUGAUGUUCUGGGUGUGAUACCCUUGUGGAAAGAAGUGGAGUACUACAAAGAAUACCAAAAGAAACUAAGAGCUUAUCUUGGUGAAACAAAGGCAAAUGAAGUACUAAGUGAGGCAUUAUAUGCCACAAGCCUUGGAACAAAUGACUUCCUUGAAAACUACUACGCAAUGCCUCGAAGGAGAUCUCAAUACACUGUGGAUCAGUACCAAACUUUCCUUGUUGGAAUAGCCAAGAAUUUCAUCACAAAUUUGUACAAUCUUGGAGCAAGAAAGAUAUCACUUGGUGGGCUUCCUCCAAUGGGGUGUAUGCCAUUAGAAAGAACAAGAAAUGUGGGAAAUGGGAAUGAAUGUAUGGAGAGUUACAAUGUUGUGGCUGUGAAUUUUAAUGGAAAAUUGAGUGGAUUAGUGGAGGAGUUGAAUAAAGAGCUUCCUGGUAUUCAAGUUGUUCUUUCUAGCCCUUACGACCCUAUGCUACAAAUGAUUAAAAAACCUUCCUCAUAUGGGUUUGAGGUUGCUUCAAUGGCAUGCUGUGCAACAGGACUUUUUGAGAUGGGUUAUACAUGUGAUCGAUACAAUCUUUUCACAUGUCAAGACGCAAACAAAUAUAUAUUUUGGGAUGCAUUUCAUCCAACGGAGAAAACUGAUCGUAUCAUUGCUGAUCAUGUGGUUAAAACAGCACUCUCCAAGUUUUUAGCAUAAUUAGUUAUUAUAAGAUGGAGAUAAAUCUAUUUGUAUGCUUUGGUUGUUUCAUAAUUCCAUAUAUAAUUAGUAGGGUAUGUAAUUUACGUGUGUAAAUUCUUAGAUGGAGUGGAUUUUUAGUUACUUAACUGGUGGUGUUGGGUGAUUUUCUUUCAUCCCUUAUAUGAAGAAGGGAUAUAUGUAAUGACAAAAUGAGUUUUUUUACGUGCUAAUAUAAUUACCUUUUCUUGAAA
Lycium barbarum (goji berry) is the source of this 1377-nucleotide messenger RNA. Its product is annotated as GDSL esterase/lipase At2g04570-like. Gene Ontology annotation, molecular function: hydrolase activity, acting on ester bonds. The transcript has 3 exons. The record is from RefSeq and is a predicted model, not a curated record. The coding region runs from base 86 to 1144 and encodes 352 amino acids. NCBI's taxonomy places the organism in Eukaryota, Viridiplantae, Streptophyta, Magnoliopsida, Solanales, Solanaceae.